AGUCAAACAGACAGAUAUAGCUACAAAACCUGUUUCUCUCUUGUCUUCAAUCUUCAAUUCAGCUUUAUUUCUUUCUUGGUCGCGUUAAUUCAAUCACAAAAUCCACACUUUGCACUUACCAAUAUCAAGCAAGGUAGGCUUGUUAAUUGUUUCAGCCAUGCCCAUUCAUAAGGAAAUGGACUAUACUUAUCUAACUAACUUACUUCAAGAGUUCACUAGUAUUUCCAACAUUGACAAUGCAUGGCUUUUUAAGUCACAAGGGAAUCUGGGUUUGCAGGGAAUGUUUUCUAUUACCCAGCCAGAUCUUUUAGCAAACAUGAGGAGAAGAUUCAUCCUAUCAUGUAACAUUUUAAAAGAAAGUGACAAUUCUGUCAAGUUUCUGUGGGCUCCAUUUCCAAUAGAAAUGUCUGGCGUGUCUAUGAUUGUUCCAUCACCUUCUGGUUCAAAACUUUUAGUGAUUCGAAAUCCCGAGAAUGAAGCUCCUUCUCGGUUUGAGAUUUGGAGUUCAUCUCAAAUGGAGAAGGAGUUCCAUAUCCCUCAAUCACUGCAUGGCUCAGUAUAUAAUGAUGGAUGGUUUGAGGCUGUCUCUUGGAACAUGGAUGAAACAUUUAUAGCAUAUGUAGCAGAAGAGCCCUAUCCGGCAAAGCCCACAUUUAAUGAUGUGGGCUACAAGAAAGGUGAUUCUACAGACAAGGAUUUUGGUAGCUGGAAAGGUCAAGGGGACUGGGAGGAGGAUUGGGGAGAAACAUAUGCUGGAAAGAGACGGCCUGCGCUUUUUGUUAUCAACAUCAACAGUGGAGAGGCAAAAGCUGUCAAAGGAAUUGACAAAUCUUUGAGUGUUGGCCAAGUUGUGUGGGCUCCAUUUACCGAAGGCUCAGAACAGUACCUUGUUUUUGUUGGGUGGUCAUCUGAGACAAGAAAGCUUGGUAUGAAGUACUGCUCUAACAGGCCUUGUGCAUUAUAUGCUGUUAGAGCACCACAUCAUGAUUCAAAAUCUAAGGAACAAGAGCUCCACUCAACUGAAGAAUUUCAUACACUGAACCUUACUCAAACCAUAAGCAGUGCCCUCUUUCCGCGAUUCAGCCCAGAUGGAAAGUUCCUUGUGUUUUUAUCUGCUAGAAGUGCUGUGGAUUCUGGAGUGCACAAUGCUACAAAUUCACUUCAUAGAAUUGAUUGGACUGAUGGAAAACUGUACCAAUCUGCCAAAAUUUAUGAUAUUAUUCCUGUUGUUCUGUGUGCUGAGGAUGGUUGCUUCCCCGGGCUUUAUUGUAUGACUGUCCAUAAUAAUCCUUGGCUUUCUGACAACUGCACAAUGAUCAUAUCAUCCGUCUGGCACAGCAGUGAAGUUCUACUCUCUGUGAACGUGUUGAGUGGGGAAUUAUUGCAUAUCAGCCCAGCAGACUCAAAUUUUUCAUGGAAUCUUCUUAUGCUUGAUGGGAACAAUAUUGUUGCCAUUUCCAGAAGUCCAGUCGAUGUUCCUCAAAUCAAGUAUGGAAUGUUCAAUGAGAAGGCAAAGAGAAAUGCUACAUGGGGCUGGUCAAAUAUACCUAGUCCCAUAUUCAGAUGCUCUGACAAGGUUAGAUCUUUGCUGUCCUCUCUUCAGUGCAGUAUACUGAAGAUCUCAGUCAAGGAUGCUUGUGAUGGUCCAACAAAAGGUGCUACUAAACCUUUUGAAGCUAUAUUUGUGUCAUCAAAAACCAAGAAAAAGGAUGUAUUCGAUCCAUUAAUUGUGAUCCUUCAUGGAGGGCCACAGGAUGUCUCUUUGUCAUGCUUUUCAAAGUCUUUAGCCUUUCUAUCUUCAGUUGGAUACAGCUUGCUGAUUGUAAAUUAUAGAGGUUCAUUAGGAUUUGGUGAGGAAGCGUUGCAAUCUCUUCCAGGGAAAGUUGGGUCUCAGGAUGUCAAUGAUGUUCUCUCUGCCAUAGAUCAUGUCAUCAACUUGGGUCUUGCCAGUCCAUCCAAGAUUACGGUGAUGGGUAUUUCACAUGGUGGCUUUUUGACAACCCACUUGAUUGGCCAGGCACCGGAGAAGUUUGUAGCAGCAGCUGCAAUCAAUCCUGUUUGUAACUUUGCACUGAUGGUUGGUACAACUGAUAUUCCUGAUUGGUGCUAUGUAGAGACCUUUGGAACCAUUGCCAGAAAUUGCUUUACUAAAGCACCUUCAGCAGAAGAUUUGACUCUCUUUUAUAGCAAGUCUCCUAUUUCACACGCCUCAAAGGUAAAAGCACCAACACUUUUCCUGUUAGGUUCUCAAGAUCUUCGUGUUCCAAUUUUUGAUGGAUUGCAAUAUGCUAGGGCCUUAAAGGAGAAAGGUGUAGAGGUCAAAAUCAUCAUGUUUCAAAAUGACGUUCAUGCACUCAAAAGGCCACAGUCUGAAUUUGAAUGCUUCGUUAACAUCGGGGUGUGGUUCAACAAGUACUGCAAAUAAGUGGCCAGUUUGCCAUAAAGACUUCCUGAAUAUUCAAGAAAUGGAAAGAGGAUUGACUGCAAUGAGUAGAUGAGCCUCUACUAUAUAUCCAUCAGAACCAAAUUGAACCAUUUAUAAUACAGCAUUAUGUUCAUUUACAAUUCACUUUAGUAUUCAAAUUGAACCAUUUAGUAUUCAACAUAUGUAUAGUUCCAUAUUAAAUCUUUACUGUUUUUGACUAUUUAUAGGAUUCAAUCAUACACUUGGUUGAAUAUUGUUCUGUCCUUGAGACAGAGA
Gastrolobium bilobum is the source of this 2701-nucleotide messenger RNA. RefSeq names its product acylamino-acid-releasing enzyme-like. Gene Ontology annotation, molecular function: serine-type endopeptidase activity. The record is from RefSeq and is a predicted model, not a curated record. Gene Ontology annotation, biological process: proteolysis. Bases 158 to 2425 code for a protein of 755 amino acids. Lineage: Eukaryota; Viridiplantae; Streptophyta; Magnoliopsida; Fabales; Fabaceae. The transcript is spliced from 18 exons.